CCAAUAGCUACCUUUGUUACUGAGGCGUUGGCAACAUUGAAUUAAUUCCAUAAUACCGAAGAAGAACUGACUAACUGGUGGCUUCUCAUGGAGAUCAAUUUUAGUCAGACUGCACACAAGACGGCUUGUUUUGAUAAAAAGAUGAGCCAUCCUUCCCCAGAACCGCCCCUUCGCUGCUGCUUCUGCUUCUGCUUAGUCUUGGUCAGGUGCCUGUGGUACAGCGACGUCAACUUUCCUUUUGGGAAACUGAUUUAACUUUGUGUCCGGACAAACGCAAACCAAGACCAUGCUCAGACGGAUAUUACAAAUGACUCCUGGGAAAGCAGGCUCCCAGAAUGCAGAGUCGGAGCAACCCAGCACAGAUGUUAACCAUGACCAAACCUCUGAGGGCUUCAUCUGUCCUCAGUGCAUGAAGUCCCAUAGCUCUGCAGAGGAGUUGUUCAAACACUAUGAGCUAUUCCACGACACCGGAGACCUCCCAGCUCAUGUGGCCCCUACAAGGGAGGACCUUACAAUGUUACGACAGGAAGUGCAAGACCUUCAUACCUCGCUUAAGGAAGAAAGAUGGUUCUCUGGUGAGCUAAAAAAAGAGUUAGACAAAGUCCAAGGACACCUGAAGCAAAAUGAUGGACAGAUGAGCUCAGAUGAUUCAGUAUUAGAAAUGAAAUUGAAUGAAUCAGAGACAGAAAAGUUCAACAUUAAGCAGAUGAAAGAUCUUUUUGAGCAGAAGGCCGCCCAGCUGGCGACGGAGAUAGUAGACAUAAAGUCCCGCUAUGAUGAAGAGAAAAGUUUAAGAGAAGCUGCUGAGCAGAAGCUUUCGAAACUAACCGAACAUCUGCAGCGAGAGAAGGAGGAAACGGAGAGACUCCACACUGAACUGCUGCAGCGGCCAGGAGUGGAGGACGUUGAGGUAUUGCAGAAGGAGCUUGUGCAGGUUCAGACACUGAUGGACAGUAUGACCCGUGAGAGGGAAGAGGAGUCGGAGCGGCUCAGAAACCACUAUGAGAAACUCCAGGCUAAUUUCACUACCUCAGAGAUUUCUAAGUUGGAGAUGACCAUAUCCCAACUGAAAGCAGAGCUGGAGAAGGGUCCGCAGGAAGCGGCAGUCUAUACACAACAGAUCCACCAGCUCCAGAGUGACCUGAAUAAUGUGCAACAGCAAAGCCAGAGUCUUUCUGAAAAGCUAGCGCAUAAAGAGCACAAAUAUCAGGAACUCGAGGAGAAACUAAGGACUGAAACGGCUGCCAAAAAGGCACAUCAAGAUAGCCUGAGAGAAAAAGAGCAAGUGAUCCUGGAACUGCAAACCCGGGCCACCAGAGCAGAGGAGUCCCUGCAGAAGGCCCACGCGGAGAUUGGAGAGAAAGCCCAAGAGGUGACCAAGUUGAAGGGUGAGAUUACAGAACUGGAGGUGAAGCAUGCAGAACUGAAGGUCGAAAGGAAGCAGUUGGAACAGCAGAGGGAAGAAAAAGACAACCAAGGUGCUCAGCAGCAGACCGAAAUCGGUCAGCUGCAUUCAAAGCUACUGGAGGCAGAGAGGCAAGUGGGUGAACUCCAAGGUCGUCUCAAAGAACAGAGGCAGCUGUCUGGGGAGAAACUAAAGGACCGAGAGCAGCAAGCAGCUGACCUUCAGCUCAAACUCUCCCGUGCUGAAGAACAGAUGAAGGAAAGCGCCACUAAGAACACAGACCUGCAGCACCAGUUGGAGAAAGCCAAGCAGCAGCACCAGGAGCUGCAGGCGUUACAACAAAAUACCAACGGCAAACUGCGCGAGUCUCAGAAUGACCUGGAACAAGUUUUACGCCAGAUUGGCGACAAGGACCAGAAGAUUCAAAACCUGGAGGCUCUGCUACAGAAGAGUAAGGACAUUGUGAGCCAACUGGAAGCCGAAAGAGAAGACUUGUGUGCCAAAAUCCAAGCUGGGGAGGGAGAGACUGCUGUGCUUAACCAACUCAAGGAGAAAACUCACACACUACAAGAACAGGUAUCCCAGUUGACAGACAAGCUGAAGAACCAAUCAGAGAGCAACAAGCAAGCCCAGGAUAACCUCCACAAAGAAGUCCAGGAGCAAAAAACACUCCUGCGAUCUUCCCAGGAUCGGGCCCAAACACUGGAGGCAUCUGUCACGGAGCUGAUGGCUCAGCUUGCGGACAGCAAGGAGAAAGUGACCCAGCUUGACUCUCAGCUGAAGGCAAAAACAGAGAUGUUGCUGUCAAGUGAAGCAGCCAAGGCUGCACAGAAGGCCAAUCUGGAGAACAACCUGGAGUCUGCUCAACAUGUCCUACAGGAUAAGCAGCAGGAGCUGAAUCAAGCUCAGAAAAACAUGGAAGAGCAGAAACAAAGGAUCAAGGAAAGGCAGGAGCAGUGCAUCCAGCUGGAAGCUUCUCUGAAGGAGCACAAAGACAAACUUCUGGCCGCGGAGCAGCACACAGAGAGGCUGGAAGGUGUCAAUAAGAAACAGUUAGCGUCCUGUGAGCAGGAGAAGGCCGCCCUGAAGCUCAGUGUGCUCAAGCUGACCCAAGAAGGGAAGACUCAUCAUGCUGAGAUGGACAAGAAGGCACAGGGCCUGGCUGCAGACUUACAGAAGGCCCAGCAGGAGAAAGAGACUCAAAGGAAGGAACUGGUCUCCUCUCAAGAAAGUCUUAGCAAGACCAGAAAGACCCUGAAGGAAUGUCAGAAUCAGCUGGACACUGAGAGAAAGAACCAUAAGGCAGCCAUGGAGGAAAAGGAGAAAUCAAGUGAGAAAGCAAAACAAGAACUUUUAAGGAAUAACGAAAGCAUCACAAAUGCAUUAAAAGAAUCCAAAGAGCAGCUGGAGCAGAUGAGACAGGGAGAAAAGGACCUGAAAGGACAGUUGGCGUCGCUGGGGAAGCAGCACUCAAACACCCAGGAGGUGCUGAGAGAGAAGGACCAAAGCAUGGAGAAGCUGCAGGGCCAACUCAAAGCAACACGGAGAGGCUUUGAAGAAGAGAUGAAGAAACUCACGGGACAAGUUGCUGAGCUCCAGGAAGUCAACGCUAAGAAAGUGGAGGAAGCGUGCCAGCUCAAGGAGCACAUGUCAAAGGUCACCACGCAGCUGACGUCUGAGAGGAGCCGGACAGAAGAGCUGCAGAAGACCUUGGAGCAAAGUCAAGAAGGCCUCACUAAACUCCAGUCGGACUUAUACGGCAAAGAGUCUGAGGUGUCGGCACUACGUCAGGACCUCAGAGUAACCGAGGACAAGCUCCAUGUGAACCAGGAGGAGCUGAAGGCUAAUCAGACCCAUCAAACGGCUUUGGAGACUCAAAUCCAGGAGCUAACGAAGAGUCAUAGUUCUCUGGAGAAGGAACUUGGCAGUAGAAAUAAAAUACUGGAGCAGCAGGAAAAGGCCUUGAAAGAUCUCCAGAAGCAACAGGGUCAAGUCAAGGAAGACCUGGAGAAAGAGAGAACCAAAAUGGAGGAGCUGCUUAAAGUCAAGAGCAACCUGGAGAAGAAUAAUGCCAGGUUGACAUCAGAGAUGAAAUCAUUAAUGGAGAAGAGUGACAAGGAGCUGCGUGGGAUGCAGGAAGCCAAGCAGCUGUUGAUCCAGCAGAAACUGGAUCUACAGAACCAGGUGGAGGUUGCACAAGGUUCCCUCCAACAGGAACAGAAGGCACACCAGGCCACCAGGGACAGCAGGAGCCAGAGAGAAGAGCAGCUCCUCGCCAAAACCAAGGCGGUCCAGGAUCAACUGGCGUCUGAAAAGCAAAGCAAAGAUGAGCAGGUGAAGCGCGUGGAGGAAGUGGAAGCGAAGCUUGGCGUCCAGGUGACGGCUCUGAAUGAAAAUGUGGCCACGCUGAAGAGAGAGUGGCAAGGCAGCCAGCGACGAGUCUCCGAACUCGACAAGCAGACGGACGAACUCCGGGGAGAGAUCGCCGUGCUGGAGGCCACCGUACAACACAACCAGGAUGAGAGACGCGCUCUUCUGGAACGUUGCGUGACGGGCGAAGGCGAGAUCGAGAAGCUCCAAACCAAGGUGGUGGAAAUGAGGCGGAAGCUCGACGACACCAUGGCGGCCAUGCAGGAGCUUGGGCGAGAAAACCAAUCCCUGCAGAUCAAGCAAUCCCAGAGUCUAACCAGGAAGUGGGCUGAGGAUAACGAGGUGCAGAACUGCAUGGCGUGCGGGAAAGGCUUCACCGUGACAGUCAGGAAGCAUCACUGCAGACAUUGUGGAAACAUUUUCUGCGCCGAGUGUUCGUCCAGGAACGCGUCGAUCCCGUCCUCUAAAAAAGCCGUACGGGUGUGCGAGACGUGUUUCGAGGAGCUCCAGGGUUGACUUCACACGCUUCUUCUGAAGGACGAAUUAAGGCUGCGUUUUCCCUCACAUGAAAUGUGCACACAAGUAGGACAGACCCCCCGUCCCCCCCACCUCGUACGUCUCACUCUCACUCACACGUGACUUCCCCCCCGGAGCGGCGUGGCGUAGCGUGGCGUGGAGCGGCGUUGAGGUUCCAACGCGGGAGAGACAAAAUGGCCUUCAGUGUCAGGUGAUGAUGGCGUGGGAAUUGUAUGUUUCUUUGUGCCUUUGCUCAUCCUGGAAAAAAAAAAUGGCCACAAGGUGGCGAACGAGGACAAACUCCGCCCCCCACCCCUCAAACCCCGCCCUCUCAUGGCUUCGUUUAUACUUCGUUUAUCUGCUGUUCUGUACUUUAUAAAAAAAAAAUGUAAAGUAACUUUAUUUAUAACAACUAAUGAGCACUAAUUGUUGAUUUACAUUAUUAUUAUUAUUAUUAUUAUUCACCAUUUGGACAAAGUAUUUCCUGAAUAUACAUCAUAACUCAUAAAGAAAUGUUAAGAACACAAGUAUUACGUAAUAUUUCAACAAUAAAAAGUAAAGACCA
This is a messenger RNA of Doryrhamphus excisus (bluestripe pipefish), 4856 nucleotides long. NCBI's taxonomy places the organism in Eukaryota, Metazoa, Chordata, Actinopteri, Syngnathiformes, Syngnathidae. The record is from RefSeq and is a predicted model, not a curated record.